AUGGGGCGGUUUCCGGCAGAGGUCUGUGACUCCGUUAUUGAUUAUUCUUCGUGGGACCCGACCUCCGACAAACCUGACUACGGGGCUCUGAGGUCUUGUGCUCUCACAUGUAAAGGCUGGCUUCCUAGAAGUCGUGCGCACAUCUUCCACACAGUCGAGCUAAACACCCAAGAGAAGCUGGGGUGUUUUACGCGCUCGAUCGAGACGUCGCCUGCCCUUGGUGAUCUGGUUCUGAAGUUAACCAUAACUCAUCCCGACGACGACCAACCGUUCCAUCUAAUGGUCGCCUUCCCCACCAAGCUUGCGGCGCGGCUUCCAAAAGUGAAAUCGCUUGCCAUCGAGUCGCCCCAUGCGGAGCCAUCCGUAAUCCGUCUCUCUCCAGAAUUCUUUCAGUCCAUGUCCAAAUUCAGCACCCUGACCCUUCUGCGACUGUUUCACGUCGAAUUCCAUAGCUUCGAUGACUUUGGCAGCCUGGUAUGCAGCUUGCCCAACGUUAUAGCCAUUGAGUGCUGGAAUGUAGCCUGGUCAGAAUGCGACGCCAAUCCAUUUUCGGAGACGGCAUGCCCGAAAAUAACUAGUCUGAAAGUUGACGACAUAGAGCCCACCGGGUUAACUCAGCUGCUGCGUGCAGUCGGAUCCUCCAUCCGGCAUCUGACGUUUGCAGCGGAUAACGAAUGGCUGGAGUCAUUUAUAUCAGACGAGGGCAUGUCCAUGGCAUACUUGACAAGGCUUAAGUCGCUCGAAAUUCCAAUACGCCUUGAUCGCGCCGAUUUCCGCAUGAUGAAGGCGCUGCUCACCCAAUUUACAUGUGAUCAACUUCUUGGCAAGUUGACCUUCUCUUUCCACUACGGCUGUACCGAUACACCACUGGAGAGUGCGAAAUGUGCUCUCUCAGGCCUGCAGCGCACAGGCAUCGAGGAUAUCUUGACCUGGCCGCAAUUCUCCGAACUGGAGGAAGUAGUCUUCCGGUUCUCCUCCGUGCGCGAUACCGACUGCCUUGACCGGAGUUGGAAGAUGGAGCUGAUUUCUAUGCUACCGCGAUUGCAGCAGCGCGGAAUUGCGCAGGUGGAGUUGUACGCAUGA
Molecule: messenger RNA, 1083 nt
Organism: Sparassis crispa
Lineage: Eukaryota; Fungi; Basidiomycota; Agaricomycetes; Polyporales; Sparassidaceae
Exons: 3
Coding region: 1-1083 (360 amino acids)
Source: RefSeq, a predicted model, not a curated record